Oryza sativa Japonica Group (Japanese rice) is the source of this 1727-nucleotide messenger RNA. The record is from RefSeq and is a predicted model, not a curated record. NCBI's taxonomy places the organism in Eukaryota, Viridiplantae, Streptophyta, Magnoliopsida, Poales, Poaceae.
CGAUUUUACAUCUCCUCCUUUCCACAAGCUCGGAAGACUCAUCAAUGGCGAACACAACGCUCUCCUCCUUGCUAUUCCUCUCGAUGGCAUCGGCUCUUUUCCUCCUCACCCUCCUCCGGAUCCUCAGGAGCAAGAAGCAGCAGCGCCGCCUCCGCCUCCCGCCGAGCCCGCCGUCCCUCCCCGUCAUCGGCCACCUCCACCUCUUCAAGAAGCCGCUCCACCGCGCUCUGUCCGGCCUCGCGGCGACGCACGGCCCGGUGCUCCUCCUCCACUUCGGCUCCCGCGCCGUGCUCCACGUCACCGACCCCGCGGUCGCCGAGGAGUGCCUGACUGACCACGACGUCACCUUCGCCAACCGCCCCCGGCUCCCCUCUUCGUGCCACCUCUCCAACGGCUACACCACGCUGGGGUCUUCCAGCUACGGGCCCAACUGGCGCAACCUCCGCCGCAUUGCCACCGUCGAGGUAUUCUCGGCGCACCGCCUCCUGCGCUCCGCCGACGUCCGCGGUGGCGAGGUCCCGCACAUGGCGCGGUGGCUUUACCUGGCUGCCCCCGCGGCCGGGCCUUCCGAGCCAGCGCGCGCCGACGUGAAGGCGCGGGCGUUCGAGCUCGUGCUGAACGUCGUGGCGCGGAUGGUCGCCGGGAAGCAGUACUACGGCGGCGAGGGCGACGCGGAGGCGGAGACCGAGGAGGCGGCGAGGUUCAGGGAGAUGGUGCGGGAGUACUUCGCGAUGCACGGUGCGUCAAACCUGCAGGACUUCGUGCUGUUGCUUGGUCUCGUGGACAUCGGCGGCGCCAAGCGGCGGGCAGUGAAGCUGUCCAGGGAGCGCAACACGUGGGCUCAGAGGCUCAUCGACGAGCACCGCGCCACCGCCACCGCAGCCGCCGCGACGGAGGCGAGGACGAUGGUCGGCGACCUGCUUAAGAUGCAGGCGUCGGAGCCGGAGGCGUACAGCGAUAAGGUCAUCACAGCGCUCUGCCUGUCCAUCUUGCAGACUGGAACGGACACAUCGUCGAGCACCAUCGAGUGGGGCAUGGCGCUGCUGCUCAACCACCCGGCGGCAAUGGCGAAGGCCAGGGCGGAGAUCGACCGCUUCGUCGGCACGGGCCGCGUCGUGGAGGAGGCCGACCUGCCGAACCUCCCCUACCUCCAGUGCAUCAUCAGGGAGAACCUCCGCCUCUACCCCGUCGGCCCGCUGCUGGCACCGCACGAGUCCUCCGCUGACUGCUCCGUCUCCGUCGCCGGCGGCGGCCGCUACGCCGUCCCAGCGGGCACCAUGCUGCUGGUGAACGUGCACGCCAUGCACCGGGACGCGCGCUUCUGGGGGCCGGAUCCGGAGAGUUUCUCGCCGGAGAGGUUCGAAGGCGGGAGGAGCGAGGGGAAGUGGAUGCUCCCGUUCGGGAUGGGCCGGCGGCGGUGCCCCGGGGAGGGCCUCGCCGUGAAGGUCGUCGGCCUCGCGCUCGCCACGCUUGUGCAGUGCUUCGAGUGGAGAAGGGUCGGUGACGAGGAGGUUGACAUGACUGAAGGGUCAGGGUUGACCAUGCCCAAGGCUGUUCCCUUGGAGGCCUUAUAUUGGCCUCGUCCAGAGAUGGUGCCAGCCCUAAGUGGAAUUUUUUUUAUUUAUAAUUUUUUUUAUUAAAAGUUUUACAAAAAUAAUUUUCCAUUUUGAAAAUUAACGGAAGUAGUCGCCUACCAAAUCGCCCUCCCAGAGAGCGGCGAAAAUGAC